AGCACGCUCCGCUUUAAACGGUUUAAGGAACUUUACGACGCUCCCUUAACAUACGACCUUUGCCCUCUGUCAUCUGCUCGCAGUGGUACAGUAGCAUGCUCUGGGUAAUAACACGACCUCUGUGCACACUCCGACAGAGUAAGGCUAUCAAAGACGUGCUUGUACAUUUGCCGAAGUGUGUGGCUCGCAGAAACAUGUCGUCUCCAGCUAAAAAGCCGGUGUCCUUACUGGGAACUAUGGGCUUCGGGGGGCGAGCAGACGCCGAGCAGAGCCUGGAAAUGGUGAAGGCUUUCCUGGACAGCGGACACAACCAGCUGGACACAGCCUUCAUGUACGUCGAUGGGAAGUCAGAGACCAUCAUCGGAGGCAUGAAUCUCCCUAAAACAGUAAGCAUAGCUACCAAGGCCAAUCCCUGGGAUGGAAAGACGCUGAAGCCAGAGAGCGUGCGCUCCCAGCUGGAAACCUCCCUUCAGAGGUUGCGUACAGACUGUGUGGACCUUUUCUACCUCCAUGCCCCUGACCACCAAAACCCCAUCGAGGAUACUCUCAGGGCCUGCAAUGACCUCCACAAAGAGGGAAAAUUCAAGGAGCUCGGCCUUUCAAACUAUGCAUCCUGGGAAGUGGCUGAAAUAGUAUGCAUCUGCAGGCACAACAACUGGAUAGUUCCCACUGUUUAUCAGGGAAUGUACAAUGCCACAACAAGACAGGUGGAAACAGAGUUGCUGCCAUGUCUGAGAUACUGUGGAAUGCGAUUCUAUGCAUACAAUCCUCUGGCAGGUGGCCUUCUGACAGGGAAGUAUCACUAUGAAGAUAAAGAUGGCUCCCAGCCUGCAGGACGAUUCUUUGGUAACAGCUGGGCUGGAGCAUACAGAGACAGAUACUGGAAGAAAAGUCAUUUCCAGGCCAUAGAGGUGGUUCUGCAGGCUUUGGAAACAGCGUACGGGUCAGAGAAACCCUCGUUGACUUCUGCUGCUAUGCGCUGGAUGUAUCAUCACUCUCAGCUUAAGGGUGAUCUUGGAGAUGGAGUCAUUAUUGGCAUGUCGAGCAUGGAGCAGCUUCAGCAAAACAUGGCCGCUGCGGAAGAGGGUCCUCUGGAUCAGAGAGUGGUCGACGCCUUCAAAGAAGCCUGGAAUCUCGUAGCCCACGAGUGUCCAAACUACUUCAGAUGAAGACCUUCUUGAUCAUCACUUUAUAUGUAAUUUAAUUUUGCAGAAAAAUGUUUCUCCUAAUUACACCUAAUUAGGGUUUUUGAAUUCUCCCCUGAAAUGUACAUUUUUCCUUCUUUGUAUUU
Molecule: messenger RNA, 1291 nt
Organism: Pelmatolapia mariae (spotted tilapia)
Lineage: Eukaryota; Metazoa; Chordata; Actinopteri; Cichliformes; Cichlidae
Gene: akr7a3
Product: aldo-keto reductase family 7, member A3 (aflatoxin aldehyde reductase)
Exons: 7
Coding region: 96-1169 (357 amino acids)
Source: RefSeq, a predicted model, not a curated record